Messenger RNA from Scleropages formosus (Asian bonytongue), 1805 nucleotides. It is a transcript of the gene higd1a, whose product is annotated as HIG1 hypoxia inducible domain family, member 1A. Lineage: Eukaryota; Metazoa; Chordata; Actinopteri; Osteoglossiformes; Osteoglossidae. The record is from RefSeq and is a predicted model, not a curated record. Bases 554 to 826 code for a protein of 90 amino acids. The transcript has 4 exons. Gene Ontology annotation, biological process: mitochondrial respirasome assembly. Gene Ontology annotation, cellular component: mitochondrion.
GCAGUUCACAGAAAAUUACAGGCGGUGACUUCAGCUGUGUUCAGGGAAAUUAUCUUUUAGAAGUUUACACGACUAUUGCAUUAAAUGUGUAAGAACGUAAAAGUAACGUAAAAAGAAUGGUGACACUCCAAAUAUUCAGAGAGACUUCACAAUUAUGUUGUCGGUCUGAUAUCGCUGAUACUGACAGACUUGUCGUACGUAUGUAUGCUAGUAUGAGCUUAAAUAUUCGUACUGCAUUUAUGUUAUAUAAUUUCAAUAUAUUUUUCUUUUCUACAUUUUUUUUACAGCGGUAUUUACCUGGGAGUGUUAUUUUCUUUAAAUAAACUAAUAUAGGCAACAUACGAUAAUUAUAAGGUAUCUUACGCAAUCGAAGUUGUGAUUGGCGGAUGUAGAAUGACGCCACGAAAACGCAGUACAUAAGAACAUCCUGUGCCGGUUAGCACGUGGCUGCGUAAAGGAAAGUCAAAUUACUUUGUAUUGUGCAGUGUGAUCGGUGCCGGUUCCAUUACAAAGCUAUACUAAAACUGUAGUAACCGCUAACUAAAGAGUCGUGAUGUCGUCUGUUGAGAACUAUGAAGAGUUGGAGUCAAAGCUCAUGAGAAAGGUGAAGGAGAACCCGUUUGUUCCUGCAGGAAUAGCAGGAUGUGCUGCAAUUGUCGCCUAUGGCCUUUACAAGCUGAAGAGCAGAGGAAAUACGAAGAUGUCCGUACACCUCAUCCAUAUGCGUGUGGCAGCCCAGGGCUUUGUGGUUGGUGCAAUGACACUUGGGGUUGUCUACUCAAUGUAUAAAGAAUACUUCACAAAGCCAAGAGUUCAAGAAAAAUGAAUGGGAGAAAUUUUAAUUUUAGCUGUACAUUAGUUUCAUUACUGUAGUUCAUACAGACUUUUGUGCAAGUUGCACUUAAUGAGGCUGUAUGCAUUUAAACAUUUUGCUUUUUGCUCAUGUAUUGUGGUUGGGAGGUGAGUGAGCAUGAUGUGUAGCACCUUCGCUUUGGAAGAGGAUAAUGUUUAUGAACUGACUUCUCAUCCUUUUAUGUUGUAAAAGACAACUGUUGGUACAUGAGACCAUUCAGCAUUUCUACCAGAGAACUUGGAUUGAAACAUUUUCCGUGUCAGUACAGAAAUGUGUAGCUCUUGGCUGAAAUUGCUUCCAGUAAGUUGAUUUUGGUAGAUGCUCAAAUUUCUACCUGUUUAUAUGGCAGGAUUAACAGGAGCAAUGUGGAGUUUGAGGGGAAAAAUGGGGAAAUGCUUUAGAAUAAUUGGUCCAAUGCAACUAGUUUUUAAUGUGACUUUGCAGCUAAACAAAACACUUUCUAUGGGCUACUAUAGCAGGAACCUGUCAGAAGCUAGACUGCUGGGUUUCUGAACUUUUUCAAACAUUUUGAAAACUAGAAUACUUGUUUUACUUUUAAACAUGGGGUGGGUUUUUUUUUUUUUUUUUUUUUUUUUAAGCUACCUUGUCAUUUGUAUUCAUCUGCUUUAGCCUCCCCCCUUCAAAUUUUGUUUCAAAGUAAUUCUUCUCAAUGGUGCCACAUACUGUUUUGAGGACCACCUAACUUAUGUAGUGUGUAUGUAUAUAUUUAAAAAUAGUGUGGAUAAACCAGUUUUAUUCUAAUUUGAUAUAAUUGUGGUGUAAAGACAUGCUUGAAAAAUAUUGGGUUUGGAUGCAGUUGAGUGUCAAGUGACUGACAUGUACGUUAACUUCAGCAGAACCAGGUUGUCUGACAGCUGUUUGAGUAAAAAUGAAAUGUAUGUUAAAUGCAGUUAUUCUGUAUAUUUUGAGAGAAAUAAAAGCUUUUAUUCAA